Lentinula edodes (shiitake mushroom) is the source of this 1202-nucleotide messenger RNA. RefSeq lists its product as uncharacterized. The transcript is spliced from 3 exons. NCBI's taxonomy places the organism in Eukaryota, Fungi, Basidiomycota, Agaricomycetes, Agaricales, Omphalotaceae. The coding region runs from base 116 to 796 and encodes 226 amino acids. The record is from RefSeq and is a predicted model, not a curated record.
GACUGCGCAACAUACUUAGGAAACCUGCUACAAAACAUGUAAUAUGUAAUAAACUGUAGAAGGUGUAUAUAUACAGACAUUCUCGAGGGCUGGGCAUCGAUAUCUACUCUCAGCCAUGUCAUCUCUCAACCUUCACCAGCGCAGGCCCCACGAUCCCGAAGCCAUCCUCAAAAACACGUAUUUCGAUGACAAUGGAAACACAAUUUACACAGUGCAUACACCACUCAAAUUGUUCGAUAGUACUAGUGUUACCACCAUCUCUAAAGUCGUUCCUAUUCCUUCCGAUGGUAUUAUCGAUAAGGCUCUACCUCUUACCUGGCGGAAAUCGGACUUGGAUACCUUGCCUCCUGACGGCGAUGAUAAACAUCCAACACCAUCUCACGAGGCCGAUGGAGACCGGAGCACUUUUGAAUACAUUGCUCAAAUUGAAUGGAAGAUACUUGAAAGCUCAAAGAUACGAUUCGGGUGGGGUCAGCACAGCGGAAGAGAAGUGUUGGUAAAGGACUUUCUUAGAAAGAAAGGAUGGGGAUCUGGGGGUCGACAUCGUGUUUUCACGGCCGAAGACGGAAAAGAGUACCAAUGGCGUUUGAGUAGUGGACACUCCGAGUUGGUCUCGUAUGAUGCCCUUAAGACUCGCAUAGCAACAUUCCACCCUCUCGUGCUGUUUAAUUCGAAAAAGAAUCGCGCGCGCCUCGAGAUCUUCCCUCCGGGUCUACAUAUGGUAGACGAAAUUUUUGUGACGUUCAUCUAUAUCGAAGGAUUGCUGGAAGGAAAGGAGAAAUCUACUUGGGCCUGACAGGGACUGUUGUACAAGCCGAAUCGAUUGGUUGGAAAUGGGUUCCUUUGCAUUAUGAAACAUACAUAACAUACAUAGUAUAAUCGUUAUCUUGAAACUACAAUAUGUUGUAGAUGAAUAUCGACUCAUCGUUGUUCCUCGUCCAAUGUUUAUCGUGCUCGAGAAUCAAGGCUGAGAUCACUACUGCAUCCUUGAUCUCCUCGGCCUCUGGAAGCAUGAUGAUGUGCGGUAAUGCAGCCUUAGAAGAUCCUUCUGAGGGUGUCUGCACAUGUCGUUUCCCUUCGAAGGACGCUAUACGUUUCUGGUUCGAUUCGGCGAGGAGCUACGGAGAAUGUUGUAUUCAGCAAUUGCGAAGUAUAUUAGCAUAUAUUCUUGAAACAUACCGUGAACGGCCCAUUGUCGUACU